Messenger RNA from Pseudopipra pipra, 6527 nucleotides. It is a transcript of the gene SAMSN1, whose product is annotated as SAM domain, SH3 domain and nuclear localization signals 1. The record is from RefSeq and is a predicted model, not a curated record. NCBI's taxonomy places the organism in Eukaryota, Metazoa, Chordata, Aves, Passeriformes, Pipridae. The coding region runs from base 3456 to 5486 and encodes 676 amino acids. Gene Ontology annotation, cellular component: cytoplasm; nucleus. Gene Ontology annotation, molecular function: phosphotyrosine residue binding. Gene Ontology annotation, biological process: negative regulation of peptidyl-tyrosine phosphorylation; negative regulation of B cell activation. The transcript has 16 exons.
GCAGUGAAGAAAGAGCAUUAAAUGCUAAGAGUGGUUCAAGAUUAGAGCUCGGAAAUGAAGGUCCAAGUGUUUCCUGUUUGAUGAAACUGAUUCUCGUACCCUCAUUAUAGUGUGGGUUUGCUGUUCUGCUGUGCUACUGCUGCAGCAAAUUUCUCUAUUUAUACCAGAUAAAAUGUACAUAGAUGUCACAACUCUGAUGUUACCUUCAAAUUUGGUCUAUUUAGUUGCUGGUUUUUAAUUAUAUUCAGAGCUCAAAUUCUUGACACAGAUGGCUGUGAUAUCAAGUGGCAUUAUAAAUUCCUGCUGGGUGUAUUUAUAUUAGUCAUCCUGAUAAACCAAUCAUAAGCUGUUGUUUCUUAUUUUAAUUAUUAUAGUAAGUGUUCCCUCACAGUUUGUAAUUUAUAUGUUAGUCAAGGACUGGAACCUCCUGGAUAAUAUCACCUAUAGUUUACACCUAUCAACAAAACUAACCCUUGCAGAAGGCUGUAUUAGUGAAUAGUAGAUGUCUAAAAUGUUACCAUUUCAAAAGAAGAGUCCUAACACUGACAGUACUCAAAAACAUGUAAUAAAUUUGCAAUCUUUAGUCUCAGGGUUUUAGUGGCUUGCAUCCGGAAUAUCUGCAACAGUGCUUUGGGAUCCCCCUUGAAGUCUUCACUGAAAGCUGUUUCUUGUAAAGCCAUUGGCCCAGCAGAAUGGAAAUCAGAGCGGGUUAAACUUCUGUUUCUCAAGCAGGAUAUUUGAACUGAACAUAUUAAACCUGACUGGAAUAACUUUCACCAAGUACUGUCACCAUAAUGCCUUCAGUACAGACACAGACAGAGAGCUAAUACAGCUGGAAACAGAAGGAUGAAUGCACCAGGAUGUAGAAUGAGAGCAACUGAACGCUGGAGGUCUGCUUUUUGGAGAAUAAAGGAAGUCAAAUAAGCAAUCCGGGCUGUGCACUCAGGAGACACAUCCACAGAGUCCAACCCAGGAUAAUUCCCAGCUUUAAUCUCCAGCUCUGUAUUUGUGAAAAACUUGCCUCUGGUUUUCACAUUUCACUCCAGUGGCAUCGUGCCUACCUUGUGAGAUUUCGAGCCUGAUGUGAUGAAUUGCACCUGUCCAAAUGGUGAAGCAGGAACAACUGAAACUAGAGUUGGCCCAAUGCCUUAGAAAGUUUCCAGAUGAGCGUUUAUCUCUCUUGUACAGCUCUGCACUUUUGCUUUCCUACCGUAGUUGCUUGCCAUAUGCGUGUAUCUCUAACUGUGAAUAUAGACUUCUUUUUAUAUUUUGAUUUUCUUCUUGAAUUAUUCUCUUUUCUGCAUGUCUACAAAUAUAAGCAAAAUGAAAAUUUAAUAGCUCAGUGUAAGGUCGAAGCUUUCUUGGUCACUCUUACCUUGAGGAUCUGUGGCAUAAAACUCAGAAACUUCCCUCUAAAGGCUUUAAAUAUACAUAGCCAAAUCACCUCAAAAGCUCAAUCUAAAAUCAAGAGAUUAAAUUGAUCUGAAUGAAACACACAUUCUCCUGAGUUACUUAUUGUCAUUUUACUAGCUCUUCAGUCUUUCUGGAGUUUUCCAGAUAGAUAUUACUGUAAAUAGGCAUUAAAGGAAAAAAAAAAAAAGUAAUUCUCUGUAGCUGGGAAAGGGUGCUUUUGAUCAUUACUUUCACAGUACUUUGCACAUGAGGUUUGUGCUCUUAGUUAAGAUUUCCAGCUGGAGAACCUGAGGCAUGGGAAGGAUAAGAACUUGCUCCUUCACAAGGAAACCAGCAAGUGAGCCAUAAAGCAAAUGCAAGCCCAUCUGUGGCAAGCUAGGCCUCUCAAAUGUCUAUUUUUGUGUAAUCACAUUAGGGAAGUGUCACUAGGUGGUAAUUGACAAAAUCUGUUACUGUUUCUCAAGUUUAUAUGAGGAGUAAAUGAGAAAUCUCUCAUUAAUUUGCUUCUAAACUAUAACAUUUGUCACAAAGCUCUUCAUAACCAGCUCUACUUUUCUAAUACAUGAAAUCAACCUGAAAUUAGAACUGAACAGGAAGCCUGGGGAAAGCCUUCAAAAAGUCUUUUAUAUAAUUCACAGCAAAUUGGAAAAGUGCAAACCAAAGAUCUUUUGAAAUCUCGAAUCUUAUCUGUCCUCUGGUGUUUGUUGGUUUGUAUGAGCCUUGUUUGGGUUUUGCUCAGAGAGGAAACUAACUUAUGUUAAAAUGUAUUUAUUCUGACAAAGUACAGACAUUUCAAUUUCACUGGGAUGCAGAUUCAACUGGAAAAUUAAUAUAAUGAACUGAAAUAGUCAGAAGUAUGAGUGAUGAAUGAGUUGCCUGUCAUUUACAAAUAUGAAGCUCUGGGCUCAAAGAAGGAAAUCAAGAUUCUGGUCACAAAAUAACACUACCUUUCCAUUUGUGGUGAACUUCAGCUUAUCUUUUUGGUACCAACUACUGCUUAUUCAUGUAAGCAAAUUUCAUAAUAUUUGCAUGAAAGUUGUAGGAAAUUAAUUGUGGUUUGGUAAGCAGUAUUAUUCCAAAACCAGUCUUAUUUCAAGUAUUUUAUAAUCUGAAAAAAGUUGAGGCUCACACUGCUUUCAGCAUUAAUUCUUUGUCAGACAAUUUCACUCCACAACAGGUGAUGAAAUUUUCCUAGUUUAGACCAGCUAGUGACAUAGGCUACUGUUUUUCUUUACAAUUGCUUAUUCCUUGUUUGCCUGUCUGUAUACAUUAUAAUAACACUAGCCCAUGGAUCAGCUUUGACCACUCCCAAUCUUUUAUUUUCCAGAUUUGCCAUGUUUUCAAACAGUAAAAUUGGUUUAGUCCUAGUCUUCAUCAUCAAGCAGUCAACAUGCCAGGCACCGGUUUGGUAACUAUUCUUUAGUGCACAGGCCCAGAGUGUGAGGGUUUUGUAUGGUUGUUUGGUUAGUUGUGGGUUUUUUUAAUGAUUUGGUUGUGGCUCACAGGUUUUGGGUUUUUUUUCGUCCCAUGGUCGAAAAAGAUACUUCCUUUUAAAAUGUAGUCAAUAAUAAUUACUGAAUUUUGUAAAUUAAUUCAUAUGUAUAGGAAACCAGCAUUUCAUGAGAAUUUCUGUGUGUCUCUUGAUAAUCUGAGUAAGCUGAGAAGAUUUGCCUUGGAGUAAGCUGUGUGUUCCAGUGGUCUCAGACAGAAAGAGCUUUAUUUCUGUUGGAUGGUAAACUUUAAUGGAAACAAUAGCCUGCAAAGAGAGCAUUUUCUAAGUUCAUGGAAAUCAUUCAGACCAUGCUUAUAUUUUGUUGGUAAACACUGUUCUUUAAUUCAGAAAGCAGUUUGUACUGGCCUGGGGAAGCCUGUCUCAUUUGAUAAUGGGCUCUGAAUCCAGUGGAUUAUUGCAGGGAUUUUAUCUUGCAGUAAUCUCCAGGGGGAAACGUACAAACAGCUGGGAGAGCAAGAAGGAGCUGCAUUGUGCGGCGGGAGUUUGUCGAGCGGAGUUUUAGGGUGCUGGAGUGGAUCUCAAUAACAACAUGAAUCUUUUCUGUUUUUCUCUGGAGGGCUCAAUGGACAGCUUGUAUGAGCCUGUCCCAGAACAUCAGGAACCCAAGGAUACAACUACUACUGACAGCCAGGCUAGCACUCCAGCGAGCCCACCUCUGAACUGUGGACCACCUGAUAGGUCUAAGUCUUUGGAAUUUCCUGACUUUGAGAACACAGUGACCAAAAAAAGAAAAUCCAUCCAGAAGUCCAUGUCUGAAAAUGAAGCAUUUGACAGGAAAAAUGUGAAUGGCACACUUUGGCAGGGUUCCAGGAAGCCGGAGAAUGAUUCGUACAUCAGAAGGCACUGUCAGCUUGAAGAAGAUAAUAUUAUUGCUGAUGGAAUACAUUUGCUGCAAGGAAAGAAGAUAGAAGAAACAACAUGCCAGGUAAUAAACUAUGAGCAAUGGAUUCCACCGCGAGUUCACAAUCCAGGUGCGCCUGGUAACAGUGAAAUGGGUACAGAACCAGAAGAUAAAGUAGAGUCCAUGGGAACAUUAAAACGACUGCAGAAAUUGGUCCGAACAAAAAAAACGAGUACACAAAGCUUGGAAGAUGUUAAGCAUGUUUUGCUCCCCCUCAAUGCGUUAGAGGAUGCUUAUCUCUCUGAAGAGGAUGAAGAAGCACUGACUUCUUGCAUGAAGCUGACAAGACCUCAGGAGAAGAAAACCUGGAAAGACAGCUCAAGGAGAAAAGAAGAGAGUGAGACUAGGCCAGAUUUUAUUUCUGCGUCUCUGGGCCGCACAUACACUUCCAGACUUAAUAACUUAGGAACUAUUUCAAUUCAUUCGGAAACUGAAUUUCACUUGUGGAGUGACUGGAAGGCGUUUCCUGACAACCAGCUCUGUCCUUGUGACUUCUUGAUUUCAAAAAUAGAAGAAUGGGAAAACUGUACUUGCUCUUCUCAUCAGCCACAUCUCACAUAUUCCCUAACUGAUAUGGAUCUACAGUACUCCUGGCGCACAAGCAGCUUUGGAAGCUUUGACCGUUUCAGGCACCACUCGAUAUCAAAGACAGAUGAUUCAGCUGAGAUCUCUGAGCUGGAGACUAUAAGUGACAUUGGAGAAACAGUACAAACCAAAGCAGCAAAUAAUGGAGGAAGUCUGAGUAAGAAGAUGAGAGCCAUCUCACUCACCAUGAAGAGAAAGAUGGGUAAAAAGUACAUCAAGGCACUCUCUGAGGAAAUGAAUGAAGAAGGAAAAGACGACAGUGAUCCUGGUGGUGGAAUACACACUGAGAAGGUAUCCCUAAAAACCAGUGACUCUUUGGAAAGUCUCUAUAGUCUGAACAGUGGCCAGAGCUCAUCUAGUGGGGUGACCAGCUGCUCAGAUGGAACGAGCAACAGAGACAGCCUCCGGUUUGAUGAUGAGGUCCCCUACAGUGGCCCCUUCUGCGGCCGGGCCAAAGUCCACACUGACUUCACACCAAGUCCUUAUGACACUGACUCUCUGAAAAUCAAGAAAGGAGACAUUAUAGAUAUCAUCUGUAAAACCCCCAUGGGCAUAUGGACAGGCAUGCUGAACAACAAAGUAGGAAACUUCAAGUUCAUUUACGUGGAUAUUAUCUUGGAAGAAGAAGCUGCACCCAGAAAGAUAAACCAGCACCGAGGAAGCAAAAGGACCAAGCCUAAAACAUUGCAAGAGCUCCUGGAAUGUGUCCGCCUGCAGGAAUAUGCCUCAACCCUCUUGCUAAAUGGCUACGAAACCCUAGAGGACUUAAAGGAUCUCCAGGAAAGCCACCUGAUCGAAUUAAAUAUUUCAAACCCAGAAGACAGGGCAAGAUUGUUAUCAGCAAUUGAAAAUCUACAGGAUUGUGACACUGAACAACAGCAAAAAAGUGAGGAUGGUCAGGAGACACAGAACUUAAGCCCUCACCCAGACUCUGACAAAUCACAGUUAAAUGACUGUCCAAGAGAUUCUGGCUGUUACAUCUCAUCAGAAAAUUCAGAUAAUGGCAAAGAAGAAGUAGACCCAGAAGCCCUGUCUGACAUGGUGCAGUCAAUAGCAAUCACUGAGUCAAACUGAUUCAGUCCUGCUGCUUCUCUGGAGAUUUUCAGAAAAGACAAUCAGAUUUGGCAGUAUGAUGGCACAGAAGCAGAACGCAAAAUAUUCUCAACACCAAAAAUCUACUUUUGUCUGAUGUAUGAUGCUCUAGACUGUUUAAUACGUGGACACUUGAUAGCUAAAUGUUAGUUGAUAAUAAGAAUAUCUCACAUUUUUCUUUUCAAUGAAUCCACAGACUUUUCACUGAAAAAGUUUAUACAUAAGUAUUUAUAAAUAUUUGUACAGUGAAUGCAUUUUCUAUAAUAAUAGAGAUAUUUUUUAGGUAGUGGUUCAUAAUCUGGAAAUGUUAAUUUCUGGAACUGUCUAAAAUGUAAAUAUUGUAUAUAUUUAUUUUAAAAAUAUAUGGAUUGAUCACACUGUCUCUAUUUUCAGCUGUGUUUUGCUGAUAUAUGUACAGAAUGUACUUUCAUUGGUAUAUCAUCAUAAUAAAGAAUGGAUAUAUUCAAACUCUACUUUGAAAAGUACCAAGCUAAUUCUCAUUAAUAUUAAAACUGUUUCAUACCACUCCUCUCCAAAAGGAACUCUAAAGUAGACUAUCAUCUCCUGUACUUUAUCUUGAAGGCAUGAAAGAACUGUAGGGUGAAUCUGAAUCUAGUUCUCUGUGUUCCUUAUCUUUUAGAAGAACUCAGCCACCUGAAUGGCUUGUGCAGUGGCAAUUCUUUUAUGGUUAUUUUCACCUGUUCUCAUUUGUCCCAAGCAUUACACAGAGAAUGCAAGCUUGGAGAAAAAAAAUAAUCAGUAUCAAUGUUAUGCUUUUAUGAUAAUCUUUUUGUGAAGCUGUUGCCUUUUGUGUGUGGUGUGAAGUUUGUUAAUAGAGUAUUUGUUUGUAUACAGAACUCGAAAGCUAACACGGUUAUUGUGCAUGAUUGUCUUUCAUAUGAGAUUUUAUUGUCUUUUCCCAGUAUAUUUCACACUGGAAUGCACAUUUUAACCGCCUGUCUUCUUUUAGAGUACUUCCUUCAAUAAUAAACAGAAGAAUGUGUUUAAGCCCUUUAAAAACUA